AUGGGUUCUCAUCAAAUUGAGGAGGUCGAUGUCUUGCUCGUUGGAGCUGGCUUUGCUUCUUUCACCCUGUUGAACCGUCUGCGAAAGCUCGGUUACAAUGUUCGCAUCUUCGAAAAGGGGUCUGCCAGUGGUGGUAUAUGGUAUUGGAACUGCUAUCCUGGUGCUCGUGUGGAUACCGAUACCCCCAUUUACCAGCUAUUUGACAAGGAGCUAUGGGAAGAUUUCACCUUCAAGGAGCGAUACCCAGGCUGGCAAGAGCUUCGCCGCUAUUUCGAACAUGUCGAGAAGAAGUGGAAUAUCCGCGACUACACCUCGUUCAAUAAGCACGUGGAUGGCGCCGUCUUUGAUGAAAGCCGUCGACAGUGGUUGAUCGAAUGUUCGGACGGCACCGAGAUCUACGCCAGGUGGUUCAUUCCCUGCAUCGGAUUUGCCAGCAAGCGAUAUACACCUCCAUUUCCUGGACUCGGCAACUUCAAGGGCGACAUCUACCAUACAGCCGUAUGGCCCCAGCACGGUGUUAAUUUGAAGGGCAAGCGAGUUGCCGAGGUUGGCACUGGUGCCUCUGGAAUUCAGGUCAUCCAGGAAAUUGGUCCAGUCGUGAAAGAGUUGACCGUUUAUCAAAGAACCCCCAACAUGUGCCUGCCAAUGAACCAACGCCUGCUUGAUCCUCAAGAAGAGGAGGAGAAAAAGAAGAACGGCUGGUAUGAGGCAGAGAUGGAGAAGACGCGCAACACCUUUGCUGGCUUCACCUACGACUUCCUGGAGAAAAACACCUUCGAUGACACGCCCGAAGAACGUGAGAAGACCUACCACAAGCUCAUGGUAGAGGACGGCGGUUUCAAAUUCUGGCUUGCCACGUACAAAGACAUGCUGUUUGACCUCAAAGCCAAUGAACCCGCCUACCACUUCUGGCGCCAACAGGUCUUAAAACGUGUCAAAGACCCCGAGAAACAGAGGCUUGUGGCCCCCGAGGUUCCUCCGCAUCCAUGGGGUACUAAACGCCCAUCCCUCGAACAGAGGUUCUACGAGGUGAUUGACCAGCCCAAUGUUAAGAUCAUUGACGUCAACGAGAAUCCUAUCGAAGAGGUUACUGCGACUGGUCUCAGAACCAAACAGGGUCUGGUUGAGGUGGACGUUAUAAUCCUGGCCACCGGCUUCGACUCGGUCACGGGUUCGCUGGCUCAACUCAACAUUCAAGGGACCAAGGGUGGGACGAUUGCUGAUCACUGGAAAGAUGGUACCAAAACAGCCAUGGGUAUUGCCAUGCCCGAAUUCCCCAACCUGUUCUUCUUGUACGGUCCACAGGCACCUACGGCUUUCAGCUCAGGCCCGAGUUGUACACAAUUCCAGGCUGAAUGGGUCGAGAAGACGUUCAAAGUGAUCAAGGACAAGGGCAUCACCAGGCUUGAAGCCACUCCGGAGUCAGAGGAAGAUUGGUGCAAGAGGAUGAACGAGAAGUGGGAUGCCACGUUAUUCCCCAUGGCCAAGAGUUGGUAUCAGGGCGCCAAUAUCCCAGGUCGAAAAGUUGAGCCAUUGAAUUGGUCCGGCGGAAUGGUUGAAUACGUCAACACGUUGAACCGCAGUCUUGAGAAUGAUCUGCAAGGCUGGAAAUACUCCACUGCCACGGCAUGA
Messenger RNA from Fonsecaea nubica, 1632 nucleotides. RefSeq lists its product as hypothetical. The record is from RefSeq and is a predicted model, not a curated record. The transcript is spliced from 3 exons. NCBI's taxonomy places the organism in Eukaryota, Fungi, Ascomycota, Eurotiomycetes, Chaetothyriales, Herpotrichiellaceae. Gene Ontology annotation, molecular function: NADP binding; N,N-dimethylaniline monooxygenase activity; flavin adenine dinucleotide binding. Bases 1 to 1632 code for a protein of 543 amino acids.